UUAUGCACAUCUUUGCAGGAUACGGAAAAAAAAUGAUGUAAUGCAAAACACAAUGCGUGCAGAUGUCAUUUAAUUUUCACACUUCAGGCUGCAGAUCUGCAGGGUUGUGUGCGCGCUGACGCUCGGUGAGGAUUUACCAACGCAACCUCGCCAGCACGAUUUCCUUCCCCGCCUGCAGACAGGAAGGAUCGCCCAAUUGCGUAACCGUAUUAUACAAUAAUGGCUUCUGUACAACAGCGAACAGACGAGGAAGUUUGUCAAUGCACGGCAGAAAAAGGCUCAUCUCGACCGGCGAACUACAUCUUCAUCUCCCGCCUGUGGCACCGAUGAAGCUCUCCCUCCCUGCUCUCCCUCCUCCCCCUUUCCCUCGCCUUCCGUUUCUCUCGUCUGCUUUCUGAAGGACUCGCAGAGGGAAAAAAACACAAUCCAAGGUCCACAUACUUGCAGGAAAAGACGCGCCCACUCUUGGUUACGUAGCAAUAUUUUAUUGGGAAGGAAAGUAAACCUGCUUUAAUCCGGACUUGGCUGCGAAUCCAGCUCAGAGGGGCGACAUAGUCCGACUAUUACAUUGGUAGAGAAUAAGCAUUAUUCGUGCAGUGAUGGUUCUCCAGAGGAUUUUUCGUGCCGUCAUCAUGGGACCACCGGGCUCGGGGAAAGGAACUGUGUCCGAGCGCAUAAUCAAAAGUUUUGGGCUGCAACACCUUUCAAGUGGGGACAUUUUGAGACGCAACAUCGAGGCCAAAACUGAGCUCGGUCUGCUGCUGAAGGCCUGUAUUGAUCAGGGUCAGCUGGUACCCGAUGACGUCAUGUCCCGCCUCAUCUUCCGUGACCUGAGAGCGCUGGGACAAAGCAGCUGGCUGCUCGACGGUUUUCCCCGCACAGUGUCCCAGGCCGAGGCGCUGGAUGACGCUUUUGUCGUGGACACAGUCGUGAACCUCGAUGUUCCGUUUGACAUCAUCAAACAGAGGCUGACCUGUCGCUGGACUCACCUUCCCAGUGGCAGAGUCUACAACACAGAUUUUAAUCCACCUCAAGUCCAUGGUUUUGAUGAUCUGACGGGAGAGCCUCUGGUCCAGAGGGAGGAUGACUUACCAGAGACAGUGACACGGAGGUUGAAGUCCUAUGAAAACCAGACAGAACCUGUUUUAGAGUAUUACAGGAGUAAAGGGGUGCUCGAGUCGUUCUCUGGGACAGAAACCAACAAGAUUUGGCCACACAUUGAGGCGUUCCUACACAGAAAACUACCAUCUAUCAAUGAGAAUGUUGCAUAGAAACACAGGGGGGAGGCAGAUGAACGGAGUAGGUAACGGGAGGGAUUGGUGAGACAACAGAUGUUGUUGAAUUGUUUAAAGGUUAGUUGAUAGAGCCUAUAAUGUGCCUUUAUAAAUAUUACCAGACACCAGUGAAUUUAAUUUUACGGUCUUCCAGCGUGGAACACAAAGAUAUUGCACAAUAACAAUGUGGACAGUGAAUACACGUUUUUUUUUUUACUUUUAAGUUUGUGGGGACUUUUGAACACUUGUUGGCAAACUGCCUCAUUGUGACUGUUUCUGAUGCAGAGGGAUUCACCGGGAAAAAGGGAAAAUGUGCUAUAAUCCUUAAAAAUCCACACUUGCAAUCAAGUGCCUUUGGCUGCUUUUUGGAAACGUAGUUUGAAUGUAGUAUGGACCACUGAUUGGUUGAUCCGUGAACUGAUCACACUGAUAAUCAUUUUUAUUAUUAAUGAUAAUUUUUAUAUAUAUAUAUAUAUAUAUAUAUAUAUAUAUACACACACACAUAUGUAUAUAUAUAUAUACACACAUAUAUAUAUAUAUAUAUAUAUCGUUAAACCAUGUAAAAAAAAAAUAUGUACAACUCCUUUAAGUCUUAAAAUAGCCAGGUGUAAGAUACUGCUUAACACACUCAACACCUGAGUUCUGGUUUUUGUACUUUGCUCUAAUCAAUGUUUGACCAUGUAAAAAAUAACCAUGCCUAACUUUUUUUAUUCUAGUGUAGAAAUGUGCAGGAAAUGUCUCCCGAGUUGUACUGUGUAUCUUAACAAAAAAAAAAGAAAAAUGUUUAAAAGGACAUUCCCUCGUCACAGAAAACCAUGCCAUGAGUAUUUAUUGUGAAUCAAAAUAAACCUCUCACACCAGCUGUA
This is a messenger RNA of Solea senegalensis (Senegalese sole), 2140 nucleotides long. It is a transcript of the gene ak3, whose product is annotated as adenylate kinase 3. NCBI's taxonomy places the organism in Eukaryota, Metazoa, Chordata, Actinopteri, Pleuronectiformes, Soleidae. Gene Ontology annotation, cellular component: cytoplasm; mitochondrion. Gene Ontology annotation, biological process: nucleobase-containing compound metabolic process. The transcript is spliced from 5 exons. The record is from RefSeq and is a predicted model, not a curated record. Gene Ontology annotation, molecular function: ATP binding; AMP kinase activity. The coding region runs from base 600 to 1271 and encodes 223 amino acids.